This is a messenger RNA of Penicillium longicatenatum, 675 nucleotides long. Its product is annotated as glutathione S-transferase family protein. NCBI's taxonomy places the organism in Eukaryota, Fungi, Ascomycota, Eurotiomycetes, Eurotiales, Aspergillaceae. The transcript has 2 exons. The record is from RefSeq and is a predicted model, not a curated record. Bases 1 to 675 code for a protein of 224 amino acids.
AUGAAUCCUCAUAUUAAACCAAUCAUUCUGCACGCGCACGACACGGGCCCGAAUCCUUACAAGGUCGCAAUCGCAUUGGAGGCACUGAAGGUCCCUUACAUUGUCAAGCUAUGGGAGUUCGGUGAUAACCCAGACACUGGUGUAAAGGGGAGUAACUUCCUCCAAAUCAACGAAAAUGGUCGAGUCCCAGCAAUUGAAGACCCCAACACAGGGGUAACCGCCUGGGAAUCAGGUGCAUGCAUGAACUACAUUCGCCGAGUGUAUGACUUGAACAAUACGAUUGGACCUGCCGGUAGCUCGGCACAGGAUCUAGUUGACUUCGAGAAAUGGGAGUAUUUCCUCCUAUCGACCCUUGGUCCGAUGCAGGGACAGGUGAACUGGUUCAGGCACUUCCAUUCUCAGAAGAAUGAGGACGCACUGCAAAGAUAUGUUGCCCAGUCUUAUCGGUGCUACGAUGUUCUUGAGGGCCAGUUGCAGAAAACAGCAGGAAUGAGUAUCUUGCCUGGCAGAACUACUGCUGUCGAUUUUCAUUUCCUGCCUUGGGUGAAAAUGUAUUCGUUUGCGGGUCUUUCUAUUGAGAAGUAUCCCAUGAUAAAGAAGUGGCUUGGGCUCAUGGAAGCUCGCGAGGAUGUCCAGGAGGCUUAUGCCAAGAUUCACAAUAGUGCAGCGAAAUAG